Messenger RNA from Myxocyprinus asiaticus (Chinese sucker), 4217 nucleotides. Its product is annotated as CDP-diacylglycerol--glycerol-3-phosphate 3-phosphatidyltransferase, mitochondrial-like. Bases 9 to 1631 code for a protein of 540 amino acids. NCBI's taxonomy places the organism in Eukaryota, Metazoa, Chordata, Actinopteri, Cypriniformes, Catostomidae. Gene Ontology annotation, molecular function: CDP-diacylglycerol-glycerol-3-phosphate 3-phosphatidyltransferase activity. The transcript is spliced from 11 exons. Gene Ontology annotation, biological process: cardiolipin biosynthetic process. Gene Ontology annotation, cellular component: mitochondrion. The record is from RefSeq and is a predicted model, not a curated record.
GUGAAAACAUGGCGGCGCCAAUGAUAUGGAAAAGACUUGUGUUCUCCGUUUACACUCCAGUGCUCUCCAGGGUUUUAACGAGGAUUUCAGACAGAUUCUUCAGGACACAUGAUCGGAGAAGAGGGUCCGCUGUGCUGCUCUUGGCCCCUCUCCUGGCAGAGGCUGACCCAGCACCCCUGGCCUCCUCCAGGCCUCCGGGCUUCACUGGAGCUGAGGGCCUCCACUCUAGGUUCCACUGGAUGGCUGAUUAUGCACCCGCUUUCAGGGUCCCGGGGGGCCGCAUCCACAUCCUUAAUUCACCUGAUGAGUUUUAUCAGACUAUGAAGGCUCGAAUCAAGACGGCCAAAAGCCGCGUGGUGAUGGCAUCACUGUACCUUGGCACAGGACCUCUAGAGCAAGAUCUUGUUGAUUGCAUGGAAGUGGCCUUAGAGCACUCACAGGAAGAUGAUGCACCUGAUCUCAAAGUGUCUUUUCUGCUGGAUUAUACCAGAGGAUCAAGAGGCAAGCACAAUUCGCGUACAAUGUUAUUGCCGUUGCUCCAGCGUUUCCCAGAGCAGAUGAGAGUGUCCCUGUACCACACUCCAGACCUGCGCGGUCUGUUGCGCCUUCUGGUGCCUGAACGCUUCAACGAAACCAUAGGGGUACAGCACAUCAAGGCGUACCUUUUUGACGACAGUCUAAUCAUAAGUGGGGCAAAUCUGAGCGACUCCUAUUUCACCAAUCGUCAGGAUCGUUAUGUACUUCUGGAGGACUGCCGGGAGGUGGCUGAUUUCUUUGCCAAACUGGUGGGAGCCGUGGGUGAUGUGUCAUUGCAGCUCCACUCUGACAACAGUGUGCACAUGAUGGAGGGGAUGGUGCAUCCCUACAAAGGUAAUAGAGCAGAUUUCUCAGCAUCAGCACAGAGACGGAUCAUGGACGUGGUGAACACUGCACAUGUCCGGCAGAGCAUGCUAGAAGUAGAAUGCUCGGAGGUCCUAGACUCAGAUGGUAUGGUGCCAAAUGACACUUGGAUCUUUCCUCUUGUGCAAAUGAAGCCCCUGGGCAUUUCCCUGGAUGAGCAAGUAACAAAGCGACUACUGACAGAGGCAGGUGGAGACUCAACUGUCUACCUGACGUCUGGUUACUUCAACUUAACGCACACCUACAUGCAGCUGGUGCUGGGUGCUGCAGCAGACUACCGUAUUCUCAUGGCCUCACCAGAGGUUAAUGGGUUUUUUGGGGCCAAAGGAGUAGCAGGGGCAAUCCCUGAGGCCUACGUUCAUCUUGCCCGACAGUUCUACAACCAGGUGUGCCAGCUGGGUCGGCAGAGUCAUGUCCACUUGCAUGAAUACCACCGUCCUGAUUGGACCUUCCAUGCUAAAGGGUUGUGGUACUAUGUGGGAAGAAGGGAUCGCCCCUGCCUCACUCUUAUUGGCUCUCCGAAUUUUGGGUAUCGCUCUGUGCACAGAGAUCUGGAGGCUCAGAUUGCCAUAAUAACAGAGAAUGUGGAACUCCAGAACCAGUUGCAACAGGAGCAGGAGAUGUUAUAUCAGGGCUCUACAGAAGUGUUGAGUUCAACAUUUAAUCAGCCUGACCGCUAUGUAAAGUUAUGGGUUAAACUGGUAACACCACUCAUCAAGAACUUCUUCUGAAAAACAGCAGGCCAGGGUUGACAGAUCUCUCACAAUCCAUGAAAGGUUGAAGACCCAGAUGAAGGUUGGCCUACACAUGUGCUUUGAACACAGGGCAUUCGUAAAUAUUUGUGGUUCCUUGGCGCUCUACGCAGAUGGCUUUGAUCCCUGUAUGACUGAUAACCCCCGACUGGGUGUCCCAGCGAGUUCCAGGGACAACAAUAUUGGAGACCUCUCAUUGUGCUCUGUGGUGUUGUUCAGUAACACCCAUUCAGCUUCUAACAACCUCUGCUCAUUGUUACAAGGAGAAAAAGCAUGUAAAACCAAUAUCAUACAUGAAAGACUGCAGUGUAAAUGAUAUACAGCCUGUUCAUGUGAUUGACAUUUAUUUGCAAGCAAUAUGACAGAUAAAAAAAAUGUGUAGCCAGCGGUUUAAUGUGCAGUGCAUCUUGGAGUGAUUAUAAUGCAUUUACUUAUUUUAGUUUAUUUUAUGCAUCUGCUGUAAACAUUUGUAUUGUCUUGACAUUGUAAUAGAAUUCCGAAUCUGUUCAACCUUUUUCAUUUCCAGUUCCUAUCCACAGACCUUAUUCACAGCAAUGCCAUCUUUGACUUUUGACGGGAAUGACAACGAGGCUGUGAGGGAUAGACGUACAGUUUCUUCAGGGGGCUGUACUACAGUUUAAAGUGUUUUUGGAUCAUUCCAUGGACAAAACAUUGAAAAAAUAUCUUUCCAAGAACAUUAAUUUGACAAAAAAAUGCAAAAAUCAAGAUGGGAUCAAGGAGCCUUGUACAGAUUUAUACCAUGCCAGCCAUUGAAGAGAUGUUAAAGGAAUAAUGAAAAUUCUCUCAUCUUUUACUCGCCCUCUUGCUAUCCCAGAUGUGUACCAAAAAUCUUGCCAAAAUGUUGUCGUUCCAAAAGCACAAAAAAGCAGCAUAAAAGUAAUCCAUAUCUUCAUAAGUGAUAUUAUAGUUGUGAGUUAGAAACAGAUCAAUAUUUUCAAGUCCUUUUUUGCUAGAAAUUCUUCUCCCUGCCCAGUAGGAGGCAAUAUGCAUGAAGACUGUGAAUCACCAAAACCACAAGAAGAAGAAUGAGAAAGUAAAUGUGGCGAUUUACCGAGCAGGGAGGAGAAUUUAUAGUAAAAAAGGAAUUAAAUAUUGAUCUCACCCACGCCUAGAGUAUAUGGUCAAAUGUUUGUGGACACCCCCUUCUAAUUAACAAAUUUGGUUUCUCCAUUAAAUCCAGUAAAGAAAAAUCUUAAUGUUUCUUUAUGUAAUGGCUUGGGCUUUGUGUGCUUCCACAUUUGUGGCAACUGUUUGUGGAUAGCCCUUUUCUGUUCCAGCAUGACAAUGCCCCUGUGAACAAAGUGAGGUCCAUAAAGAAAUGGUUUACUGUGUCUGGCGUGGAAGAAAUUGACUGGCCUGCACAAAGCCCAGACCUGAACCCCACUGAUCACUUUUGGGGAGAACUGGAACAGCAACUGUAAGCCAAGCCUUGUGUCUGAAUGAGAGCAAAUCCCUGCAGCCAUGUUACUACAUACAGUAUAGUGGAAAGCCUUCCCAAAAGAGUGGAAGCUGUUAUUACAGCAAAGGGGGAAAUUGAUGCCUGAGGUUUUGAAACCAAAUUUUCAUCAAGCACAUAUGGUGUCCACAAAAUUUUGGCCAUAUAGUGUAUCAUGUCACUUCUGAAGACAUUGAAUUAACCUCUGGAGUCUACUUUUAUGCUGAUUUCAAGAUUUUGGCACCCAUUCACUUGCAUUGUAUGGACCAAAACGUGAGAAAUUCCCCUAAAAAUCUUCAUUUGAGUUCAGCAGAUGAAGGAAAGUCAUACACAUCUGGGACGGCAUAAGGGUGAGUAAAUGAUGAGAGAAUUUUCAUUUUUGAGUGAACUAUCCCUUUAAGUCUAUCCCUCACAGCCUCAUUUUCAUUCGUGUUAAAAAUCAAAGAUGGCGCUACUGUGAAUAAGGUCUAUUGUAAUCUUAUUUUUAUCUUUACUACAUCCUUAAUAUUACAGGUAAGAAAGUUGAUCUCAGGGGUAUUUGAAGUUAUACAGUUUGAGUCACAUACAUUUCACCAAGCAUUUAGUUACCUCGGCCUUAAUUAAAAUAUCUGUAUUUUCCCAGACUAGAUUAUAAUUCUCUUUGUUUUCCCUAAACAUCCACUGUCUGAAAUGCAGAUUAUCAGGCAGACUUCCUGAAACACUCCCUUCUUUAUAAAUUUUUAUCACUUGCAUCCCCUGGUGGAUUGGUUACACAUGAGUACUAAAAAUAAGCAUAUGGAUUUCAAUAUUACUAUGAAAGAGAUUUAGGGGACAGCUUCAAAUACUGACCAGGCUUUAAUAUUUAUUGGAAAUGUUUGGAAAAAAUCUUAACAUGCCUGGAAUGGAAAUGAGCACUCAUAUUAAUUUGUAACAGUUUCCUGACUGUGUAUUACUUUCCCCUUUAAAGGGAACAGGCAGCAUCAUUUCAACAUCAAUGUCCAACUUGGUUUUGGACAGUACUUAUUUUUUUUUUCUGAGAAUUUUUUGAUUUUGGUGACAAUGUGCAAGAGCAUUUGUUUUGGUUCAUCCAAAAAAAAUAAAAAAAAUUGGUGACCUUUAUGAAAACAGAG